Molecule: messenger RNA, 3084 nt
Organism: Galleria mellonella (greater wax moth)
Lineage: Eukaryota; Metazoa; Arthropoda; Insecta; Lepidoptera; Pyralidae
Product: neuroguidin
Exons: 2
Coding region: 266-1168 (300 amino acids)
Biological process (GO): maturation of SSU-rRNA from tricistronic rRNA transcript (SSU-rRNA, 5.8S rRNA, LSU-rRNA)
Cellular component (GO): small-subunit processome; nucleolus
Source: RefSeq, a predicted model, not a curated record
UUCCUUGUUCCGUGGAUAAAAGGCCACUGCCAACUCUUAUAAUGUAGUCAUUAUUUGUUCUGUGGUGAUUAUAUGCUCUGUGGCAAAUAUAUAAUUCAUGUAUUAAUAUUUUGUUUAAUUAUUGAAGCAUCAAUUUUUCUUCUUUUUAAAAUUAAUGAUAAUAAAAAAAUAUCUAUUCAAAAUAUUUUGUACAAUGUGUAGAGUUUGAAACUAAUCAAUACAAUAUUUAAGUUUUUAUUCUAAUUGAGGUUAAAUCGAGAACAACAUGGUGCAGGCUACCGAUGAAAUGGAGCAACCUGACUUGCCACAAGCUGUUAACUUACUGAAGGAAAUGAAUACGAAUAUACAGCAUGUGUCCCAGCUUGUAGACAACAUGUUGGAUCGAGUGAAGAAUGGAGAAAUCACGACUGAUAGUGGUCUUUCUUUCUUAGAAAUGAAGUAUCAGAUGCUUUUGAGUUAUUUAAUCAAUCUUACUUAUAUUGUCCUUAGAAAGUGCUCUGGUGAAAGAAUAGAAUCUGAUCCCUCAAUCGACAGACUUAUAGAGAUAAGAACAGUACUUGAAAAAAUAAGACCCAUAGAUUCUAAAUUAAAAUAUCAAAUUGAUAAACUUGUAAAAACCGCAGUUGUAGGAGCUACAUCUGAAGAUGAUCCACAUUUAUACCAUGCUAAUCCUUCAAAUUUAGUAAGUAAACUUGAUAAUACAGAAGAAGGCUCAACUGAUAUAUCUGCUGAUGAAGAAGAUAAAGAGAAAGCAAAUAAAUCAAAUAUUUAUGUACCACCUAAAUUGGCAGCAGUUCAUUAUGAUGAGAGAGUUUCACGUACUGAUGGUGAAAACAAAAAUAAGGAACGGUCAAAGAAACAAUUUUUAAACUCAAGUGUGAUGCGUGAACUACGUGAAGAAUAUUCUGAAGCACCUUUAGAGGUGAGCACUGGGAAUCAUGUGAAACAUUCAAUAUCUAAAUUAGAACAAGAAAAGACUGAAUAUGAAGAGAAUUAUCUCACUCGUUUACCUGUUACAAAAGCAGAAAAGAAUAGAAGAAAAAAUCUGACAACAGUUGGUGUGUUAGCAGAUGAAAUAACUGGUCGUAGUACAGGUCGUAACAUAUCACGUAAACAUAAAAUAAAAUCCAAAAAAGGAAAAGGAUUUAAAAGAAGGCGUACUCAUUAAUAUUUAAAUUAAAUAGUGAGUCUAAUUAUCUCCAUUUUUAAAAUUUCAGUUAUUUUUGCAAUUGAGAUUAGACUGACUAUGCUUUUUCUAUGACCAUUGAUUUUAUGUGACUGCAGGGUUUUCACAAGCUGGGCCAUAAGUUUUGCUUAAAUACUAAAAUUAUUUAGAUAAUAUACUAAAUAUUAGUGGCCACUUAUAUUUUAUUAAUGGUCCAUUUGCAAGCCCAUGCAUUUAUAUACAAAAGGCUUUGUAUACUUAUUAUAAAUUAAUUCUAAGAGUAUUACAUAAUAUUUAUAAUUAUUAAAAUUAAAAAGAAUUUAGAUUGUUACUGAAACUAUUUGUUUCAUUAAUAAUCUAAAAUACUUUAAACAGCAACAGAGAAUAAGAUGAAUACUAAUUUAUUUAAUACAAAUUAAUUAAAUUGAAGGUAAAAAUUAAUUAAAUAUUAUUUCUCGCCUAUUUUAUUAUUCUAGUUAGAAUAAUAAAUUCUUAUUAUAAAAAAAAACAAUCACAUAUUGAUUUUCACAUAAAGUAGAAAACCAUGAAUUAACUCUUAAAUGUAACAAAUUUAAGAGUUAAUUCAUGGUUUUCUACUUUUUAUGAAUAACUGUUAUAGAAAAUAAUAAGCCAGAAUGAAAGUAAUAUGAAGCAAAUCCCUUAAUAGCUAUGUUAGGAAUUUGCAGAAUCACAAAAUAUUACCAAGAGGUAUCACUAUUGAAUAUAUGGGAUCAUAAUUAUGUUUUAUUUACACUUAUAAGUACAUGCAGUCCAGGAAAUUUGUAAUCUAACUUUUUUGGACAAAUUUAAUAUUGCUAUUCAGAGAGUCAUUGAAGUUGUUUAAUUGUCACAUAUGUAACAUAAGCAUUAUAACUUGGUGUCGACUCAUAAUUAAUGAUGAUUCAAUAUUAUGAUAUGAAAAUUUAAAAUGUUACCUGUAAAGUAUGGUCCCUUUUUGAUCCCUAAAUUUUUAUAUAAGAUUAAAAAAUUCUAUUUAGGAGGUUUAGAGGCAGCUUAAUUAAAAAAAAAAUGCAUAAAUAUUCUAAAUGGUAUUCCUACAAAUGUAUAUAAUUUGUAGGAAUACCAUUUAGAAUAUUUCUUUAUUUUUAUAUUUUUAAAAUAUUAAACUAUUCAAGUAUUUCUUACAAAAAAUUAAUCCUAAUAUAUUGUUGCAACUGUUAAGUUAGAAAGUUAUAAAAACUAAAUUAUAUAUUUAAAAUAAAGUACCAAAAAGAAUUGUUCAAAAUCAUCCCCUGAACUCCAUAAAAGGAGUUGAAAUUUUAUAUAGAAGUUUUAACUUGAAAGAAGAGCAGAUAAUUCUAAAAUGUUGGUUUUUCUCCACAAAUUACACAUGAAAUAUUUAUAUACGCUUAAUUGUCAAAAAAUAUUAAUAAUUAAAACUUUUUUUGCUUUUAACAAGAAUUAAGAAAAAAUCUGAAACAAAGCAUAUUCCAUGGCAACAACUUUGUAAAUAUGGUCCUAUAUAUAAUAUAGUGUAAUAUACCCCUUAAAACAGAUAAGUAAAAUCUAAAUAAAUAGAUAUCAAUUGUUCCUAAUUUAGAGCUUAUGCCUGCUGUUUUGAUAACAUAGAAUACUUCUCGAAUGAUUUAUAGAUAAGAGAUUGUGAUUAUACCUUGAAAUACCAAUAGCUAUAAUUUGAAUCUAGUUGGAAGUAAAUUUUUUCAAGCUUAUUAUUUAAAUGCAAUGUUUUCAAAUUUUAAUAACUAAUUGUAUUUAUUUUCAUUCAUAAAAUAAUUUUAGACUUGGGCCAGUUGUGAAACCCAAAUUUUCUUUUUAAUUAUGUUGACAAUUUGCCAUUUUUCUGUUUAAAUGUUAUGUUAUAUUCAUUUCAAUUGUGUUAUGUUCUAUUUUUGUAUCGUUAGGUAUAUAAGUAUUAAGGUAAUAAAUCGUUUUAAUUA